CUUACCUCCACCAUCCUCAACCCAGGGUAGUUUGUGCAGAAAAACAAGAGCUGUUCUAGGGUUUGUCUGAAUCAUCACCAUGGACAGCUCAUAUUCUACUGGUGGUUGGAUGAUUCUGAGUCUGAUACUGGCACUGGCAACUGUUUCUCCUCAAGCCGAGGCUCGGGCGUUCUUCGUUUUCGGAGAUUCACUAGUUGAUAGUGGCAACAAUGACUUCCUGGUCACCACGGCCCGUGCCGACUCACCCCCUUAUGGCAUUGACUACCCAACUCACCGUCCCACUGGCCGCUUCUCUAACGGCCUCAACAUUCCAGAUAUCAUCAGCGAGUCUAUGGGGGCCGAGCCCACAUUGCCGUACUUGAGUCCUCUGCUCACGGGAGAAAGACUUCUUGUUGGGGCCAACUUUGCCUCUGCUGGGAUUGGAAUCCUCAAUGACACUGGAAUUCAAUUUCUGAAUAUAAUCAGAAUUUGGAAGCAGUUGGAAUAUUUUCAACAGUACCAGACACGGGUGAGUGGUCUUCUUGGACCUGCACAGACACAGCAGCUUGUUAACCAAGCACUUGUCCUCAUCACCCUUGGCGGCAACGAUUUCGUCAACAACUAUUAUUUGGUGCCAUUCUCUGCAAGAUCUCGCCAGUUUUCACUGCCUGAUUAUGUCCGAUAUGUCAUUUCCGAAUACAGAAAAGUUCUAAUGAGGCUGUAUGAAUUGGGAGGAAGAAGGGUGCUUGUGACAGGUACAGGACCAAUGGGUUGUGUGCCGGCAGAACUAGCCAUGCGGAGCAGAGCCGGAGAAUGUGCAGUGGAAUUGCAGCGAGCUGCAGCCUUGUUCAACCCACAGCUCGUUCAAAUGAUAAACGGGCUAAACAGUCAGAUUGGAGCAAAUAUCUUCAUACCUGUAAAUACUAUGCCAAUGCACAUGGACUUCAUAUCUGAUCCACAGGCUUAUGGAUUUGUUACAUCGAAGAUAGCUUGCUGCGGACAAGGACCAUAUAACGGAGUUGGAUUAUGCACACUAUUUUCCAACUUAUGCCCAAACAGGGAUAUUUAUGCAUUCUGGGAUCCAUUCCACCCAUCCGAAAGGGCGAACAGGUUUGUUGUGCGGCAGAUAUUGACCGGAACCUCCAAGUACAUGCCCCUAAUGAAUCUCAGCACCAUCCUGACCUUAGACUCCAAGACCUAAUAGUCUUCCUCUCUGUUCUUUGUGCUUUCUUUUGAGUGCUAUAUCUUAGUUCCUGUUGUUUGGUGGUUUGUUGAAAAGUCAUGAUAUUAGUGAUUGUGAUGUUUGAAAUAUGCAUGUAUUGUUUUUUUGGAAUUAGGAUUGACAAGUUUCAUGCUCAAUAAUAGCUGUAUAAUAGCCAUUAAAGACAGCUUCUUGUUCAGUUUGACAUGGAGGAUGUAACUGUUGAGCAAAAAGAUUGCACUCUUGAGCAAAAACAUUGCACUGUUGAGCAAAACAAAUGUUUGCAGUCUGUCAAAAACAUUUUCGCAGAUUCAUGGUGAAUGUAGCAUUCUUUUAAAAGGAAGAGUUUGCGUGCGGACAUGAUUUUACAUAUAUAAAAUCGUUAUUAUCACUAUGUCCUCCAAUUAUAAAGAAUU
This is a messenger RNA of Ilex paraguariensis (yerba mate), 1596 nucleotides long. The record is from the annotation of a GenBank genome assembly. Lineage: Eukaryota; Viridiplantae; Streptophyta; Magnoliopsida; Aquifoliales; Aquifoliaceae.